CAGGAGAUAGUCUGUUCAGAAUUCAGGGAAACACGAAGCGUCUCACAUGGCGAUGGUUGUAGAGAACGUAGGCCAAUUAGGGUUUCCGUACUGGAGUCCAGUUCGUCGACGGUUCGGUCCCGACGCCCCUUUCUUCGCAUCUGGAAAUAUUGAAAGAGAACUUCUCGCCAAACAGGUUGCAUUGGAUUUAACUGAAGACGAGAAGCAACAGCUUCAAAUUGUUGAAGAUGAGGAUGGCAGGGGAGUAUUUUGUCCAAUUGUUGGUUGUGGUGCACAUUUGAAUUCUCUAGAGGACUUCGAAGAUCACUACAACGCACGGCACACUGCUUUUUGUUCAGUCUGCUCAAGAGUCUAUCCAACAUCACGUCUACUCAGCAUACAUGUAUCUGAAGCACAUGAUUCCUUUUUUCAGGCAAAAGUUGCUCGUGGUUUUGCUAUGUAUGAAUGCCUGGUUGAAGGUUGUGGUAUGAAGCUAAAGAGCUACAAAAGUCGGCAGCAGCAUCUGGUUGACAAGCAUAAAUUCCCUGCUUCAUUUGAAUUCUUCAAGAAGGCCCACCUAUCGAAGAAACAGAGGCAGAAGAACCAACGGAAGCAAGCAGUUCAUAAGGAGGAGGAUUCAAGUGCAAUGCAAGUAGAAAAAGAAACCAUGGAUGGUCUUGUUUCAGCAGUCUCUAAGUUAAGUACUUCAGACUCCUCUCCUUCAUCCAUCAGCUUUGGUCGUCGCCACACUCGUGGCUUCACAUUUGUCCCUCGAGCUGUUCAGCGUGAAAGAAGGGCAGACACCUCAACGACGGGACCCAAGAGAUAGCCAAUGCGCUUCCUAAGCAAUUCUGGAUCCUUCAAAAAUGUUCCUGCAUCUCUCUUCACAAGAUGGAGCAUAUGAAGCUGGAUCUUAAAGUCGCUUUCUAUUACAGACCAUUGCAGAUGUUUAUAGGAAAAUGGUUCCAGUGGUUCCAUCAAUGUUGAGGGAGAUUUAGAAAGAUGUAUAUGAUGAUGAUCGGUUUCUCAUGAACUUGUCCAUGUGAAAUCACAUCCACUGUUGUGAGCCAUUUUGUAGGAACUGAGAGCUGCUUUUGGCUUAAAUUAAACUUUUAUCACUAUAGGACUUAUUUAGCUGUUUGCUUC
Molecule: messenger RNA, 1125 nt
Organism: Cornus florida
Lineage: Eukaryota; Viridiplantae; Streptophyta; Magnoliopsida; Cornales; Cornaceae
Exons: 4
Coding region: 47-808 (253 amino acids)
Source: RefSeq, a predicted model, not a curated record